AGUAGUAGUAGUAGUAGUAGUAGUAGUAGUAGUAGUAGUAGUAGUAGUAGUAGUAGUAGUAGUAGUUAUAGUAGUAGUAGUAGUAGUAGUAGUAGUAGUAGUAGUAGUAGUAGUAGUAGUAGUAGUAGUAGUAGUAGUAGUAGUAGUAGUAGUAGUAGUAGUAGUAGUAGUAGUAGUAGUAGUAGUAGUAGUAGUAGUAGUAGUAGUAGUAGUAGUAGUAGUAGUAGUAGUAGUAGUAGUAGUAGUAGUAGUAGUAGUAGUAGUAGUAGUAGUAGUAGUAGUAGUAGUAGUAGUAGUAGUAGUAGUAGUAGUAGUAGUAGUAGUAGUAGUAGUAGUAGUAGUAGUAGUAGUAGUAGUAGUAGUAGUAGUAGUAGUAGUAGUAGUAGUAGUAGUAGUAGUAGUAGUAGUAGUAGUAGUAGUAGUAGUAGUAGUAGUAGUAGUAGUAGUAGUAGUAGUAGUAGUAGUAGUAGUAGUAGUAGUAGUAGUAGUAGUAGUAGUAGUAGUAGUAGUAGUAGUAGUAGUAGUAGUAGUAGUAGUAGUAGUAGUAGUAGUAGUAGUAGUAGUAGUAGUAGUAGUAGUAGUAGUAGUAGUAGUAGUAGUAGUAGUAGUAGUAGUAGUAGUAGUAGUAGUAGUAGUAGUAGUAGUAGUAGUAGUAGUAGUAGUAGUAGUAGUAGUAGUAGUAGUAGUAGUAGUAGUAGUAGUAGUAGUAGUAGUAGUAGUAGUAGUAGUAGUAGUAGUAGUAGUAGUAGUAGUAGUAGUAGUAGUAGUAGUAGUAGUAGUAGUAGUAGUAGUAGUAGUAGUAGUAGUAGUAGUAGUAGUAGUAGUAGUAGUAGUAGUAGUAGUAGUAGUAGUAGUAGUAGUAGUAGUAGUAGUAGUAGUAGUAGUAGUAGUAGUAGUAGUAGUAGUAGUAGUAGUAGUAGUAGUAGUAGUAGUAGUAGUAGUAGUAGUAGUAGUAGUAGUAGUAGUAGUAGUAGUAGUAGUAGUAGUAGUAGUAGUAGUAGUAGUAGUAGUAGUAGUAGUAGUAGUAGUAGUAGUAGUAGGUAUAGUAGUAGUAGUAGUAGUAGUAGUAGUAGUAGUAGUAGUAGUAGUAGUAGUAGUAGUAGUAGUAGUAGUAGUAUUAGUAGUAGUAGUAGUAGUAGUAGUAGUAGUAGUAGUAGUAGUAGUAGUAGUAGUAGUAGUAUAGUAGUAGUAGUAGUAGUAGUAGUUAGUAGUAGUAGUAGUAGUAGUAGUAGUAGUAGUAGUAGUAGUAGUAUAGUAGUAGUAGUAGUUAGUAGUAGUAGUAGUAGUAGUAGUAGUAGUAGUAGUAGUAGUAGUAGUAGU
Messenger RNA from Sycon ciliatum, 1320 nucleotides. RefSeq lists its product as uncharacterized. The record is from RefSeq and is a predicted model, not a curated record. The annotation marks the transcript as partial. The transcript has 5 exons. NCBI's taxonomy places the organism in Eukaryota, Metazoa, Porifera, Calcarea, Leucosolenida, Sycettidae.